AUGAUUCUCUCCAGUGACUUUGAAGCUUCCCAACACGCAGCUUUGCCUCUUGAAGAUGAUGAAGUUGACAUAGUCGGCGAGGACAAGCCUUCGCAUGGACGUUUGUAUCGCAGUGAGUUCUCCAGCUCCUCAGCAGAGUCUGGAGCUGAGUUUGACUCCUCAGAGCCCGAGUCCUCAGGGGAAAGCGAGAGCAGUUUUUGCGCGGACGCACCACCCUCCAGGAAAGCCCAGAGCAGCUCGGUGAAGCCUCCUUACUCCUACAUCGCCCUCAUCACCAUGGCCAUCCUGCAGAGCCCACAGAAGAAGCUGACACUGAGUGGCAUCUGUGACUUCAUCAGCAACAAGUUCCCCUACUACAAAGACAAGUUCCCUGCCUGGCAGAACUCCAUCAGGCACAACCUCUCCCUCAACGACUGCUUCAUCAAGAUCCCGAGGGAGCCCGGGAACCCGGGCAAAGGUAACUACUGGUCCCUGGACCCGGCCUCUGAGGACAUGUUCGACAACGGCAGCUUCCUGCGGAGGAGGAAGCGCUUCAAAAGAAACCAGCCCGAGCUCGGUAAAGACGGACUUAUGUUUUACUCCAACUUGAACUGCUACAGGCCGUAUGGACAACCAUACUGCGUACAGGGCCAGGUCAGCCCCCCGCACACUGCUCCACUGCGGUACAUGCCUCUGCAAGAGGGAAUCAUGAUCCCUCCUUCUUAUCAUCUCCUGCCACAAACUCUGAGCACUCAUGGGAAAAGCAGCGGGCCUAAAGACUUCAGAGCGCAGCUUUGCGCAGCUGAGCCAAAGCCUGGCGCGCAGAGGAAGUGCUCCUUCACCAUUGACAGCAUCAUGAGCAAACCGUCUCCUAACGCUCCACAGGGCCAGAAUCCACGGCAGACCCCUCACAGCUCUUUGGGUUACCCUCAUCUCGUGUCAGGCCCUGCAGCCUGUUUGAUGCCAACCCUCCUGCAGGCGCCCAGGACUCCUUUCUGCCCUCCUGGCAUGCUGAGCACCGCUCCGUUAAUAAAUGAGCACCUCAGGCUGUCCUUCCCUCACUGCUGA
Messenger RNA from Cheilinus undulatus (humphead wrasse), 1047 nucleotides. It is a transcript of the gene foxd5, whose product is annotated as forkhead box D5. Bases 1 to 1047 code for a protein of 348 amino acids. Lineage: Eukaryota; Metazoa; Chordata; Actinopteri; Labriformes; Labridae. Gene Ontology annotation, biological process: cell differentiation; regulation of transcription by RNA polymerase II; anatomical structure morphogenesis. The transcript has a single exon. Gene Ontology annotation, molecular function: RNA polymerase II cis-regulatory region sequence-specific DNA binding; DNA-binding transcription factor activity, RNA polymerase II-specific. The record is from RefSeq and is a predicted model, not a curated record.